Aspergillus puulaauensis is the source of this 240-nucleotide messenger RNA. RefSeq names its product Cx9C motif-containing protein 4, mitochondrial (gene CMC4). Gene Ontology annotation, cellular component: mitochondrial intermembrane space. The transcript has 4 exons. Lineage: Eukaryota; Fungi; Ascomycota; Eurotiomycetes; Eurotiales; Aspergillaceae. The record is from RefSeq and is a predicted model, not a curated record. Bases 1 to 240 code for a protein of 79 amino acids.
AUGGGCGGGUUAAAAGAGGAUAUAGCAUUUGAUCCUCCCUGCCAUCCGCGAGCAUGUGCCAUCCAAGCGUGUUUGACCAAGAACUCCUACCAAGAGGAAAAGUGCCAGGAUCAUAUAAACGCCCUGUAUGAAUGCUGCAAUGCGUUUUACAAGCAACAAGGCGACGACGCGAAGACUCCGAGCUGCCCCAAACCCAACCUACUGAAGCUCAAGAUGAAGCAGCGUGGACAAGAAACAUAA